Molecule: messenger RNA, 1261 nt
Organism: Coregonus clupeaformis (lake whitefish)
Lineage: Eukaryota; Metazoa; Chordata; Actinopteri; Salmoniformes; Salmonidae
Product: liver-expressed antimicrobial peptide 2-like
Exons: 3
Coding region: 242-541 (99 amino acids)
Biological process (GO): defense response to bacterium; antimicrobial humoral immune response mediated by antimicrobial peptide
Source: RefSeq, a predicted model, not a curated record
GAGGAGAGGAGAGAGACGAUGCCAGCCGGAGCUACACAGACUCUGUAAAACUAUUGAAUAUAGAUUAGGCUUCACCAGACCAGUAUAGCACCUCUGUCUACCUGUCUCUAGUUGUGUCUCGAGCUCUGUCUACCUGUUUUAGUUGUGUUUGGCUGCAUCUAGCCUGUGUCUCUAGCCUGUCUCUAGCCUGUAUCUACCUCUGUCUAUCUGUAUCAUCGGACCUCAACUUCGUCAGUCAAACAUGCAGGACCAUCACCACUACUUCAGUAGCAGGACAGCCUUUGCAUGGUGUCUGGUGUCUCUGGUGCUCGCUCAACAAGUGUCUUCGAGCCCUGUUCCCUCUGCAGACAUCCAGCCCAGCUCUGGUCAGCUCCAGCCGGGUCCGGGUCAGAGGGUACUGAGGAGGACAGCACGUAUGACCCCGCUGUGGAGGACCAUGUGUACUAAACCCUUCGGGGCGUACUGUCAGAACAACUACGAGUGCUCCACUGUAAUCUGCAGGGAUGGCCACUGUAUGUUCAGCCAAGCCAUCAAGUCCUAGAAGAGAUGACAGAGAAACACGUCCAACAUUUUCCCAAUCAGUUCUUCAUGGACUUGUUCUCCAGGAAUAUAUCAUAGCUCCCCUCAACCCUCCUUCUCCUCCACAGAGCCAAUUAUUAGUUAUGGUAUGGCUGGUUUCUAUUUAAGAAAACCUCCAAGCGUAAGGGUUAGGAUUUUUAAUAAGCAAGGAGAUUGGCAGAUUGUAUAUUAGCUUUUUGACUUUACGAAAGUCGAUGACAUGCAAAAAAUGUAUAUCUCUAGUACAUGAAGGGUUGAGAUAUCUUAAAUCAGGUGUUAAGAUAUUCCUUAGAGCAGGACUCUCCAACCCUGUUCCUGGAGAGCUACCCUCCUGUAGGUUUUCGCUCCAACCCUAGUUGUAGCUAACCUAAUUCAGCUCAUCAACCAGCUAAUUAUUAGAAUCAGUUGCGCUUGAUUAGGGUGGGAAUUGUUAAGUUGCGUCAAUUCAAAUCUGGUAUUAGGAACAAAAGAGGUCAAUACACGUCUUCUAAAUAGACUAGUAUUUUAAUUAAUGCAAACACUUCAAUGGUAAAUAAGAUGUUCGUUUAAACGGGCUCCCUGAAAUACCACGCAGGGCAGACAGAGAACUAAUCCAUUGUUAUGAGUUCUCCUUAAAAUACUCGGACAGUUUUUAGUUCCCGCUCUCUGCUGGGCCUAUCAGGGUAGAGACUGAGCGUGGUUUAGACUUACUCAGCCAAUCCGU